Messenger RNA from Mesoplodon densirostris (Blainville's beaked whale), 1516 nucleotides. RefSeq names its product 60S ribosomal export protein NMD3-like. The record is from RefSeq and is a predicted model, not a curated record. Gene Ontology annotation, molecular function: ribosomal large subunit binding. NCBI's taxonomy places the organism in Eukaryota, Metazoa, Chordata, Mammalia, Artiodactyla, Ziphiidae. Gene Ontology annotation, cellular component: cytoplasm; nucleus. Gene Ontology annotation, biological process: ribosomal large subunit export from nucleus.
AAAAAUGGAGUAUAUGACAGAACCCGUGAAGCACACACCUGGACACAUCUUGUGCUGCGACUGUGGUGCCCCGAUUAGUCCAAAUCCUGCCAGUAUUUGCGUGGCUUGUCUGCGAAAUAAAGUAGAUAUCAGCCAAGGCAUUCCGAAACAAGUAUCUUUCAGCAAACAAUGUCAAAGGUAUUUCCAGCCACCAGGAACUUGGGCACAACGUGCCUUAGAAUCCAGGGAACUUCUUGCUUUGUGUUUGAAAAAAAUCAAAGCCCCUCUGAGUAAGGUACGUCUUGCAGAUGCAAGCUUUGUUUGGACUGAGCCCCAUUCUAAGAGACUUAAAGUUAAACUAACUAUUCAGAAAGAGGUGAUGAAUGGUGCUAUCCUUCAGCAAGUGUUUGUGGUGGAUUAUGUUGUUCAGCCCCAGGUGUGUGGAGAUUGCCAUAGAGUGGAAGCUAAGGAUUUCUGGAAGGCUGUGGUUCAAGUCAGGCAAAAGACUUUGCAAAAAACUUUCUACUAUCUGGAACAGCUGAUUUUGAAAUAUGGCAUGCACCAGAAUACACUUCGUAUCAGAGAGAUUCAUGAUGGUCUGGAUUUCUAUUAUUCCUCAAAACAACAUGCUCAGAAGAUGGUAGAAUUUCUUCAGUGUACUGUUCCCACUAGAUACAAAGCCUCACAGAGACUGAUCUCUCAGGAUAUCGAUAGUAACACAUACAAUUACAAAAGCACCUUUUCUGUGGAAAUUGUUCCAAUAUGCAAGGAUAAUGUUGUUUGUCUGUCUCCAAAACUGGCACAAAGCCUGGGAAACAUGAACCAGAUUUGUGUGUGUGUUCGAGUAACCAGCGUCAUCCAUCUCAUAGAUCCAAAUACCCUACAAGUUGCAGAUAUUGAUGGGAACACUUUCUGGAGUCACCCUUUCCAUAGUUUACGCCAUCCCAAACAGCUAGAGGAGUUUAUUGUUAUGGAAUGCAGUGUAGUCCGAGAUCUAAAACGCAGUGCAGGUGCUGGAAUGGUAUCAAAAAAGCAUACCCUCGGGGAAGUCUGGGUACAGAAAACAUCUGAAAUGAAUACAGAUAAACAGUAUUUUUGUCGCACUCAUUUGGGACAUCUAAAUCCUGGAGACCUGCUGUUGGGGUUUGAUCUGGCCAACUGCAACUUAAAUGAUGGACAUGUCAACAAAAUGAAAUCAGAUAGAGUCCUAGAUGUGGCGUUAAUCAAGAAGAGCUAUGACCGUACCAAAUGUCAGUGUCUUAGAAACUGGCAACUGAAAGAGCUUGCAAGAGAUAGAGAAAACAUGGAUACAGAUGAUGAAAGGCAAUACCAAGAUUUCCUUGAAGAUCUUGAAGAAGAUGAGGCAAUUAGAAAAAAUGUGCAUAUUUAUAGAGAUUCAACGAUUCCUGUGGAAAGUGACACCGAUGAUGAAGGAGCACCUCGAAUUAGUCUGGCUGAGAUGCUUGAAGACCUUCACAUUUCCCAAGAUGCUACUGGUGAAGAAGGUGAAUCGAUGAUGACCUAAUGAGAUCAUGUU